This is a messenger RNA of Acomys russatus (golden spiny mouse), 2600 nucleotides long. It is a transcript of the gene Slc7a8, whose product is annotated as solute carrier family 7 member 8. The transcript has 11 exons. Gene Ontology annotation, molecular function: neutral L-amino acid transmembrane transporter activity; L-amino acid transmembrane transporter activity. NCBI's taxonomy places the organism in Eukaryota, Metazoa, Chordata, Mammalia, Rodentia, Muridae. The record is from RefSeq and is a predicted model, not a curated record. Bases 690 to 2285 code for a protein of 531 amino acids. Gene Ontology annotation, biological process: neutral amino acid transport; amino acid transmembrane transport. Gene Ontology annotation, cellular component: membrane.
AAUAAACGCCGCAGCUAAACGGGAAGCGCAUUGGCAAACGCGGCAGCUACUCAGCCGGCACCGAGCGAUGGAGCCGUCUGCGGUGUGAGCACGGGUGUGAGCGCUGAGCUCCGACCGACCGGAGAAGGGCGAGAAGGGGCGACCGCAGCAGGUGGAAACCUGAUCCAGAGCCAACCAGCAAGAAGAAAGUACCUGAGCGCGCCUCCUCCUCCGCCCUUUCAGCUAAGGGGAACUACUUUUACCCUCGUCCUAAAACGAGAGACCGAGGGAAGGUGAAGGCAAACUGUUUCAUUAGCAGGGAAAUCCUGACCCCAGCGAGCCGCGCCCGGUACACCGAGCAGAGCCAACCUGGGCUUCUGAAGAUAAACCCUUUCCGGAGAAUUCCAGCUGGAGUCGCUGGUACAGUUCUAUUUUUUGUUAUUUAAAUAUAUAUGCUCCUCGCCUCCCUCUUACAGACGCGGCCCUUGCGUGUUAGCCGGAGUGACACGUGUCAAUACCGAGUGGGAAUAUUUACAGUUCGCUCUCAUUUGCUGUCACUUUUAGAGGGUUGGAGCGCUCUCUAUUUCUGGAAAGGGCGUUCUGAUUGGAAACUCUUGUUUUCCCCCACGUAUCUAUACAUUAACGCGCACAGGCGUUUAGAGAGAGACAGCUCUUUUUAGCUUUUGGAGCUCGGAGCCCUGCGGAGAAAGAUGGAAAAGGGAGCCCGACACCGAAACCCGGGUGGGAGCAGAGCUGACACCAGCCCUGAGGACAAGGCUGGCUCGGGAGGGGGCGGAGUAGCCCUGAAGAAAGAGAUCGGAUUGGUCAGCGCCUGUGGUAUCAUCGUAGGGAACAUCAUCGGCUCCGGGAUCUUUGUCUCGCCGAAGGGUGUGCUGGAGAACGCUGGCUCUGUGGGCCUCGCUCUCAUCGUCUGGAUUGUGACAGGUGUCAUCACAGCUGUGGGAGCCCUCUGCUACGCUGAGCUAGGUGUCACCAUCCCCAAAUCUGGAGGCGAUUACUCCUAUGUCAAGGACAUCUUCGGAGGACUGGCUGGGUUCCUGAGGCUAUGGAUCGCCGUGCUGGUGAUCUACCCCACCAACCAAGCCGUCAUUGCCCUCACCUUCUCCAAUUAUGUGCUGCAGCCUCUCUUCCCUUCGUGCUUCCCCCCGGAGUCCGGCCUGCGGCUCCUGGCCGCCGUCUGUUUAAUGCUGCUCACGUGGGUCAACUGCUCCAGUGUCCGAUGGGCCACCCGGGUUCAAGACGUCUUCACAGCCGGGAAGCUCCUGGCCCUGGCCCUGAUCAUCAUCAUGGGCGUGGUGCAGAUAUGCAAAGGAAAAUUCUUUUGGCUGGAGCCAAAGAACGCAUUUCAGAAUUUCCAAGAACCUGACAUCGGCCUCAUCGCUCUAGCUUUCCUCCAGGGCUCCUUUGCCUAUGGAGGCUGGAACUUUCUUAAUUAUGUGACCGAGGAACUUGUGGAUCCCUACAAGAACCUUCCUAGAGCCAUCUUCAUCUCCAUCCCACUGGUCACAUUUGUGUAUGUCUUUGCCAAUGUCGCGUAUGUCACUGCAAUGUCCCCCCAGGAGCUGCUGGCCUCAAAUGCAGUCGCUGUGACUUUUGGCGAGAAGCUCCUCGGGGUCAUGGCCUGGAUCAUGCCCAUUUCCGUUGCCCUAUCCACGUUUGGAGGGGUCAAUGGCUCUCUCUUCACCUCCUCCCGGCUGUUCUUUGCUGGAGCCAGAGAAGGCCACCUUCCCAGCGUGUUGGCCAUGAUCCACGUGAAGCGCUGCACCCCGAUCCCAGCACUGCUCUUCACAUGCCUCUCCACCCUGCUGAUGCUGGUGACCAGUGACAUGUACACACUCAUCAACUACGUGGGCUUCAUCAACUACCUCUUCUAUGGGGUUACAGUUGCGGGGCAGAUAGUCCUUCGCUGGAAGAAGCCUGACAUUCCCCGCCCCAUCAAGAUCAACCUGCUGUUUCCCAUCAUCUACUUGCUGUUCUGGGCCUUUCUGCUCAUCUUCAGCUUGUGGUCAGAGCCAGUAGUGUGUGGCAUUGGCCUGGCCAUCAUGUUGACUGGAGUACCUGUCUACUUCCUGGGUGUCUACUGGCAACACAAACCCAAGUGUGUCAGUGACUUCAUUGAGUCACUGACCCUAGUGAGUCAGAAGAUGUGUGUGGUCGUGUACCCUCAAGAGGAGGACUCGGGGACGGAGGAGGCAAUUGAUGACGUGGAGAAGGAGCAACAGAAACCUAUCUUCCAGCCUACUCCUGCUGAGACCCAGGACUCAGAGGAGCAGCCCCAGCCCUGAAGACUGCGGGCCCUCUAACUGACCACGGCCCCUUCAUCCUUUUUACCCCGCAUCCCUACCUAGGUCCUCCAAACACACACACACACACACACACACACCCCUAUACUUCUGUCAGCCAGGGGCAAGACCUCAAUGUCCACAGAGAAAAGUUCUAAACAAAGACACUGGCCUUUGUACCCAAAGAACCCGUUUCCAGCACCAAGGCCCACGGUCAAGGUCAGUGCACCGGGGGCCUACACACACCCUAGGGGUUGGAGGAGAACAGAGGUGCCAUGGGUACCCUGGGCCCAUGCCCUUUUAGGUGCCUCUAAGAAA